AUGGCCCCGCACAUGGCAGGACAGGAGCACACCGCGGCCAGCAAACAGCAGGGGGGAGGUAGCGUGCACACUAACCACGCGCCCGACCUGCCUGCACGAGGGAGCCGCCGCCGAUAUGAGCGGAGGCUUGCAAGUGCAUGCCCGACAAGGAACACGCUUGGCCACUCACCAGGAGGCCACCCACAUCCCGAGGAGAGAG
Messenger RNA from Pelobates cultripes (western spadefoot toad), 199 nucleotides. NCBI's taxonomy places the organism in Eukaryota, Metazoa, Chordata, Amphibia, Anura, Pelobatidae. The record is from the annotation of a GenBank genome assembly.